AUGACUGUUAUUGGAUGCGUAAUGAGCUUCUUUUUGCCAGUACUUGUCACAAUCAUCUGUCCCAAUAACACUGCCGAAGAAUGGUCACGCCUCUUCAUUGGUCUAAGCAUUUUCGUGGUGAUCACCAAUAUUCCGUUUUUGCUUCUCGUAGAAGAUGAACCUGCUGCAUGGACGAAGAAAACUCCCACGUACAAGGCAAAUGGACAAGGGUUUGGAACAAAUGAAGAUGGCAGGAACUUUUUACAUGAGCAAAAGACAGAAGCAAACAAGAAAGGGAAGAAAGUCUCCGACUUCUGA
This is a messenger RNA of Cylicostephanus goldi, 297 nucleotides long. Lineage: Eukaryota; Metazoa; Nematoda; Chromadorea; Rhabditida; Strongylidae. The record is from the annotation of a GenBank genome assembly.